Messenger RNA from Cuscuta campestris, 2144 nucleotides. The record is from the annotation of a GenBank genome assembly. NCBI's taxonomy places the organism in Eukaryota, Viridiplantae, Streptophyta, Magnoliopsida, Solanales, Convolvulaceae.
GUACAUAGAUACCAACAUUAUGAAAUAUAUGAAUAAAUAUUGUUUGAAAAAAUANAACAGAAACAAUUGAAUCAGAGAAUCGGAAAAGAAGAUGCCUUGAUGCGUCGUUCGUUGGAGAUAGAUGAGGAAACUCAGCCGCGACGUUGAUGCAGAGAAUCGGAAAAGAAGAUGCGAGAGAGAGAGGGUUAUCGAAACUGGAGCAGUAGACUGGAAGGGUUGUUGACCGGCUAGGUUUUAUUUCAAUAUCGCAAGUGGGCUUUUAAUUUUUUUUUUUAAAAAAAUAACGCUGGGCGUCGCCCACUCGCCUAAUCGCAGCUUCCAGACGCCAAAAGGACGCCAAGAUCGCCCAGGUAAAAAAAAGCUAGGCGUGAGGUUAGGCGUCCAUAUCACCUCGCCCAGACGCUUAGGCGUCGCCUAGGCGACGCCUUGAUAAGUAUGCCUCUAAUUAAAUUCCUAUUUUUCCUUUUUUCUUUUGGUUGUCCUCACAAUAAAGUUCCUACUUAUACAGAAGUAACUUUUAUUUGCCUAUCAGACAAAAUCUAGUUCUUCCCAUCUAGUCAAAUCCACCCCUAUCCAAAAAGCAAAUCUGUUUUUUAUUGGCAUUUUGGGAUGCCAAUACAAAACCAAAACUACUUUGCAUGAAUCUGUGUGACAAUUAACUUGGGAACUGAAAGGGGAAGGGGUGGAAGAUGUUUAUCUUUUUUUUCUUUUGUUGAUUGCGUCUUCCUUAGACUCUUUUUGUAGAUUUACCAACAAUUGUUGUAUCUUGUUCUAACUUUUUUUAGUCUCGUUCAUAUCAAGUUUGAUUUGAUUUUUAAAAAAUUUAGUUUCUAGCCAAACAGAUUUUACUGGUGAUUCAGCCUAAUGCGACUCCCAUUUAGAAUUAUCAGGGCAGGUAGGUAUAAGGGUCAGGUUCCCAAGUCAGGAACAUUUUAAAUUGGAUCCAUUGGGUGGAGACUCGGGGCUGGACAAAAUAAAUAAACAGGUCUGGUCCUGGUUCUUAUAAAACAUUGCCUAGAUCCGACUCACUUACACCCUAGGGUCUAGUUGGACGUGGUACUGUGGUAGUGUUUAUAUUUGCAAGGGAGGGAAAUAGAAAAAGAAGCAUAGAAUGUAAUUUGGCGUCUUACAGAUUUUGGAGUAUUUUCUUGUUUUUGGUAGUUAUUACUUUAUAACAAAAAUUUGUAGAAUGUAUUUAGUUUAUCAUAGAGAAAUAGGACAUUUUUGUGCGCUACUUAUGAUUUUGGCUACAUGAGGAACCUCAUUCAUGUGGACUCUCUUCAACUUAUUUUUUGUGGUACACUCAUGAGAGGUUGGGCAUUAUCAGUUUACAUCUUGUUUAUACUAACUUGGGUUUAUUUACUCUUAUAGAACAGGCAGGCCAUCCAUACAAGAACCAUGGGUAAACAAUGUGUCUUGGCACCAAGGAAACCUUCUCUCAAAUGAUUCCUGGAAAGAAGCACUAAAUGGAGUAGAUUCUGUUAUAUCGUGUGUAGGCGGCUUUGGCUCUAAUGCACACAUGUAUAAGAUCAAUGGAACAGCCAACGUAGAUGCUAUAAGAGCUGCUGCUGAAGAAGGAGUAAAAAGAUUUGUAUACAUUUCGGCUGCUGAUUUUGGCUUUGUGAAUUACCUACUACAAGGUUAUUAUGAGGGAAAGAGAGCUGCUGAAACUGAACUUUUGACCCGAUAUACCUAUGGAGGUGUGAUUUUGAGACCUGGAUUCAUCUAUGGAACUCGUCGUGUCGGGAGCAUGAAAUUGCCCCUUGGUGUAGUUGGUUCUCCUCUUGAAAUGGUUCUCCAACAUGCAAAAUCAUUGAACCAACUUCCUCUUGUGGGCCCUUUGCUCACUCCUCCCGUUAACGUCACUGCAGUGGCAAAAGUAGCCGUUAGAGCAGCUACCGAUACGGUCUUCCCUCCCGGAAUUGUCGAUGUCUAUGGCAUUCUACGUUACAGUCAACAGAAGUCUAUAUAGAAAGCUCUUUUUAUGAAGAGCAAUAAUGGCAACANCCCCCCCCCCCCCCGAGCAGCACAUGCAAUGUUAAUAAGUUGAUUUUUUGCUACUACCAGGAUAUUGUCCAAUCUAUGUUAUGGUUUUUACUUGAUGGAUAAAAAUACCCUUAUAGUACUAAAAGCACACAUGUUAU